Messenger RNA from Columba livia (rock pigeon), 1920 nucleotides. RefSeq names its product solute carrier family 22 member 6-B. Bases 81 to 1847 code for a protein of 588 amino acids. Lineage: Eukaryota; Metazoa; Chordata; Aves; Columbiformes; Columbidae. Gene Ontology annotation, biological process: transmembrane transport. The transcript is spliced from 10 exons. Gene Ontology annotation, molecular function: transmembrane transporter activity. Gene Ontology annotation, cellular component: membrane. The record is from RefSeq and is a predicted model, not a curated record.
CCGUCGCCGGUCGCACCGCGGCGGCGCCGGGAGCGCUUUUUGGGGUGCAACGCGGGGGUUUUGGGGCCGCCGGUGACGUCAUGGCCUUCGCCGAGCUGCUGGUGCGCCUGGGGGGGAUGGGCCGCUUCCAGGUGGCCACCGUGGCCCUGUUGGCCAUGCCCGUGUUCAUGAUGGCGAGUCACAACGUGCUGCAGAACUUCACGGCCGCCGGCGUCGCUCACCGGUGCCGGCUGCGCUGGGAGGACGGUGACAAUGGUGACAAUGGUGACAAUGGCACCGGCCCCGGGGAGCGGCUGCGGGCGUGGGUGCCGGCGGGCGAGCAGUGCCGGCGCUUCGUGGCCCCGCAGUGGUGGCUCCUGGAGCCCAACGCGUCGGUGGCCAACGCCACGUGGCCCGAGACGGAGCCGUGCCGGGACGGCUGGACGUACAACCGCAGCGUCUUCAGCAGCACCAUCGUCACCGAGUGGGACCUGGUGUGUGGCCAGCGGGGGAUGAAGCAGGUGGCCCAGUCGCUCUACAUGGCCGGGGUGCUGCUGGGGGGCCUGCUCUUCGGGAGCCUCUCGGACCGGUUCGGGCGCCGCUCGGUGCUGAGCUGGUGCCACCUGCAGCUGGCGGCCAUGGGGACGGCGUCGGCCUUCGCGCCCACCUUCGCGUCCUACUGCGCCCUGCGCCUGCUGACCGGAGCCGCCUUCUCGGGGGUGCUGCUCAACAGCGUGUCCCUCGCUCUGGAGUGGAUGCCGACGCGCGGGCGGGUGCUGGUGAGCACCUUCAUGGGUUACUGCUACACGGUGGGGCAGAUCCUGCUGGCCGGGAUCGCCUACGCCGUCCCCCAUUGGCGCUGGCUGCAGCUCACCGUGUCCCUGCCCUUCUUCGGCUUCUUCUGCUGCUCCUGGUGGGUGACGGAGUCGGCGCGCUGGCUGGUGAUGGCGGGGAGGCCCCAGCAGGCGCUGCGGGAGCUGCGCAAGGUGGCCAAGCUCAACGGGAAGAAGGAGGAAGGGGACAAGCUGGACAUCGAAACCCUGCACUCCCACAUGCAGACGGAAACGCCAGCGGCCGGGCAGCGGCACUUGGUGCUGGACCUGGUGCGGACGCCGGCCGCGCGCCGCAUCUCCUGCUGCCUCAGCUUCGUCUGGUUCUCCACCAGCUUCGCCUACUACGGGCUGGCCAUGGACCUGCAGAACUUCGACUUCGACAUCUUCGUGAUGCAGAUGGUGUUCGGCGCCGUGGACGUCCCGGCCAAGCUCGUGUCCGUCUUCACCAUGACCUUCGUGGGCCGGCGCUUCACGCAGUCCUUCACCCUCAUCUUGGCCGGUUUGGCCAUCCUGGCCAACAUCGUGGUGCCGCAAGAACUGCGGUCGCUCCGCACCACGCUGGCCGUGCUGGGGAAGGGCUGCUUGGCCGCGUCCUUCAACUGCGCGUUCCUGUACACGGGCGAGCUCUACCCAACCGUGAUCCGACGGGGAUGGGCUUGGCCAACACGCUGGCGCGGGUGGGCAGCAUCAUGGCGCCGCUGGUGCGCAUGGUGGGGGACGUGGUGCCGGUGCUGCCACUCGUCAUCUACGGCGCCGCCCCGGUGCUGUCGGGGCUGGUGGCCGCGUUCCUGCCCGAGACCCGCGACACCGCGCUGCCGGAGACAAUGCAGGACCUGCAGCGGAGGCCCCUCCCCCGCGAGGACGGCGCCGGGAGCCUCCAGGUGCCGCUUCGCACCGGCGUCACCGCGGGGGCCUCAUAGAGCCCCCCCGCCCCCCCCAGGACCCGAACCCCCAAAUCCCACCCCCAGAGCCCCCACAUUGAUGCAGUGGGGGGGGGGGGUUGGGGGGCUCCCCCCCCCGCAAAGAGCCAAGUGACACGGGUGACAUUGGCCACCGAGUGUCCCCAUGGAGGUUGGGGACAAUGUCCCCUCCCCCCCCACCAAAAUAA